AUGAAUGAACAGGCACUAGUGCAUGUCCCAGCAUCAUCAUGCCAGGGCCCAGGUCACCAGACGGCCCUGCAUCGAGCUGCCAUGGUGGGGAACAGUGAUGCCAUGACUGCUCUGAUUCAGGGAGGCUGUGCUUUGGACCUGCAGAACAGAGACGGCAACACUGCACUGCAUGAGGUGUCGUGGCAUGGUUUCUCUCAGUGCGUCAAACUGCUGGUUAAAGCAGGAGCUGAUGUGCACAUCAAGAACAAGGGAGGGGAAACCGCUCUACAUGUGGCUGCUGCUCUGAACCAUAAGAAAACAGUUCAGCUCUUACUGGAGGCAGGGACAGAUGGGAAAAUCAAAAACAAUGCAGGUAAAACAGCACUCGACAAGGCGAGAGACAACAAUCAUAAAGAUAUGGCAAUUCUUCUGGCCAGGGCUCCUCAGGUACAUCGCUUCAUGCGAGGAAGAACAAUAUGGAAACGAAGAGAAAGAUUGAUAUCUGAGCGCAGGACCCAGUCUGUGACCAGAGUAGAAAUACUGCCCAAUAAAGAGGACAGCUGUUCUGUUGUGGAGGAAUGUCCCAACAGUGAACAAAUGCAGAGCAGAACCGCAGCAGAGCUGGAACCUCAGCGACAGCAGCAGCAGCAGCUUUAUCGCAAGACCCGAGCCACGAUCACCCACCCCGACAGCCACUGCAGGAGAAGAGACAGGAAGCAGACCUUGGACGAAGAUGAUCCGAGAAAUGGCAAGACUGACUCUCACAAUAAGAGAGAACUACUCUGUGACAGUGGUUUCACACAGCUUUUCACACAGUACCAUGAUGAGGAUGGCAACAUUAUACAGGCACCAGCCAGUGGAUGCCACUGUAAGCCUUUACUGAAGAAGCUGGAGGGUCAAAUGAAAGCCACUCAAGAGGAGAUGAUGCUGCACAUUCUCAAUGUCCAGGAGCGCGUCAGUAGCCGAAUGGGCAAAAUGGACCAAAGGAACAAACACCAGCAGGCAGCAGUGAGUCAUGAACUGAAGAUGUGGUGGAUGUCUCACCUAAACAACACAGACGUCCACAUCCCAACUAAUAGCCAGUAUUACAAACUCCUCCCUUCACCAUCUGUGGAGCUGUCUGAGGCAGACGCUGAUCUGGAAUCACUCCCCCUGCUGUCUGUGGUGUCUGGUGACAGCAGCACUUCACUGGCCAACUAUGUCAACAUCCUGCCAACAAAAUCUGGCCAAGGGGACCUUGAGCACGGGCAGGUGGGGAGGAGGACAUACUUUGAAAUGAGACUGAAAAGGUCACCAGAUGAUUACGAGAACACAGCCCUGUUUCAUCCACCCAGCAACCACAUCACAGAACUCCCCCUGGGCUCUGCUGACCCCCUCUGGAAACCUUCUGGAGUGCAGGACAGUCCUGUAGCUGCAGUGGUGCCAUUGUGUGGGGGGGGCUUCUCAAGCAGCAGCAGUCAGUCCAACAUCAGUGAACAAGGACCUGGAUUAAUCCCCCAUCAGGAACGCAGACAUGACAGGCAACACAUCAAACCCUUCGGAGAGUUGAUGAGUUCCUGCGAGCAUGAAAAGACGCACACUGACAGCACCACAACACUGGAAUGUUUCAUCAAACCCACGGAGCCCUCAUUCAACCAGGAGAGGAACUAUCUGCAUGCUAUGGAGGUGACCCAGCGUUUCUUUGACACGGUGUCCACUCAGCUGGAGCACUGGUACGAGAGGAAGCUUGUGGAGGUGGAGCAGCAGAUCGAGGUCAGGGCCCAGCAGGACAGGAAGGAGCUGAUGCAACGAAUCAGCACGCUGGAGGAGGAGCUUCAGAGGCUGAACACCAAUGAUAAUGCAGACAGCUGAUGCGUCUGGACAGUCACCAACACAGAAGGGAGAAUGAUUUAAGUUUAUCAGUUUGAUAGAAUAUUUAUCCACUCAGAUCU
Molecule: messenger RNA, 1910 nt
Organism: Paralichthys olivaceus (Japanese flounder)
Lineage: Eukaryota; Metazoa; Chordata; Actinopteri; Pleuronectiformes; Paralichthyidae
Source: RefSeq, a predicted model, not a curated record